Paramecium tetraurelia is the source of this 918-nucleotide messenger RNA. RefSeq lists its product as uncharacterized. The transcript is spliced from 2 exons. Lineage: Eukaryota; Ciliophora; Oligohymenophorea; Peniculida; Parameciidae. The record is from RefSeq and is a predicted model, not a curated record.
AUGAAAUCUAAAGCCUUUAGUUAGAGUUGUUCCAUUGAGGGAAGAUUAAGAGCUCGUAGCUUAAAUGCGUCGUAUUAUUACGAAUUUGCAUAAGUGCCAAAAACUCGACUCUCUUAAGCUACAGUCUUAAAAACAGACGGCCAAGAGAAAUCACGAAGAUUGCUCUUUCAUCAUCGAACGAUGCUGAUAGACAAACUCGUUUAGAGGGAUAAGAAAUCCCAAAAGUAACGAGUGUCGAGGAAUAAGAUGUACGAAUUCAAGGAAUCCCAGUAACGGAGACUUAGCUGUCAUUGUAAUGAAUGUGGAAAAAGAUCAAAUAAAAUGAAUAAAUUUCAUAAUAUAUUACCGAAAUCAGAAAAAUCCAUUAAAGAAUUCUGGUCCAGUUCAAAUUUACAACCAUAAUAAUAAUCUUUACUCACAAUCUCAACAAAAUCAUUAAAGUCUACUACAACUCUCCUCUCUAUUGAUAUGAGUCCUCACAAAAUCAGACCCAAGAUCGAAAGUCCGAUUUCAAAGAGAUUAAACUCAAAUUAUAAAUUAAUUAGCACGCCCUCUAUAAAUUUGAAACCAUAUCUUUGGGAACAAUCCCCUUAAAAACAAGCAAACCAACAUCUCAAAACAGACUCAACCCAAUUGAUAUUGAAACCCAUAUCACUCAGAGCCUCUGCCCCGAAUUUAGAAACAUUUGACUAUUCAUCCAAACACAGUAGUCCCAGAAGAGGACAAUCAAAUUAGAAUAUCAAGCAAGAAAUCCAAGUAUUGACUCAACGAAACUUCUCCAAAAGAAUGAUUUAAACUUGUUAUUUAAAGACAUUCUCUGGUAUUCAUCUUCGUAAUACCCUCCUGAGUACAAAAAAGGAAAUAAAGCAUUGAAUUAAUAUCAUAUUUUGAUUAUAAUUUAGACAUAUAAUAAUAUUA